AACAGCAAUGGCCUCUUCCACCCUGAACUCCAGACAGCUUAAGUAUGCCACUGGCGUAUUCGUGCACCCUGACCUGACGGUUAUAAACCCAAUCGAAAACAACAACGCCACAGUAGAGUCAGUCGUGGGAGACUUGUUACGUAACAUAAUGAAGAAAGCACAGACGACACUGGCGCUUGACACUCCCAUUGACCCAUAUACCCUUGAUAUCAAGUACCAACCUUCUGGAAUACCUCAAGAAUCAAAAGUUUCAGAGUUACCCGAGAACGCAGAAUUGUACACCAUGUUUACUCCAAAAGCGGCAGUGGGAAGCCCGUUGGCUAUUAAGAACCAAAAUCUCGCCCAGGCAGAGGGGGACAAUAUGAAACUGCGAGAAAUCAACAGUUUCAUGUUGACAAAUCGGAAGGGAGGAAAGGACUCUGAGGAAAUGGUGGUAUCACGGAAGGAUUAUGAAGAAUGUCAUCAAAGUAUUAGAGACUUACGAAAGGGGAAUGUCUGGUUGGGUGGCAGGGUUCAACGGUUGGACGAAAGUUAUCAGCGGUCGGAAGUGGCUAUGCGCGAGCUUCGAAAGAUGGUUGGUCAAUCGGAAGAGGCUAAUCGCGAGCUUCGAAAGGUGGCUGGUCAAUCGGAAGAGAGGUAUAUAAAAUCAGAAAAGAGGUGGGAAGAGAGGCAUGCGCGGUCGGAAGAGGCUAUUCGCGAGCUUCGCAAGACAAAUCAACGGUUGGAUGAAUCAAACCUUGAAUUAAAGAAGACUCUCAGGGAUGUAAGGGCGGAAGUCAUUGAGGAACGGGCAUCACGUGAAAAGAGUGAACAAGAAAUAAGGAGGUACUUGCGCCUUAUCACUCCGCUACAUCUCCGUGCUCUGCUUGACAAGGCACGACAAAAAAUCCUGAUGGAUGUUGAGGGCGGGACGUCUUGGGAGAGUUAUCGUCGUGGGAGAGAUGUUGACACAUUCUCCAAAGAUAUUCUUGAGGAACUCUCUGUGAAGUAUCAUCCUCCGUCUAGUGAGGCAGUCCACUUCCUGUGUUAUGCAUCCAAAGAAAUACGGAAACGAGGAAACGAAGCUGCCCACAAGGCCGACGUAAGUGACAUUAGGAAGGCUCUCAUGGACGAGCAACUGGAUGCCGGGGAUGUUGGGGACCAUGAGCGCCUUUUGCUAAAAGAACUUUUCGAAUUUGCAUACGGGCAAGCCAUAUGAUUGAUUUUGUUGUUUUCAUGCUAUGUAUCAAUGUAAUCUCCCUCGGUCUGACCAAUUCUCGAUAUCCUUCUUUUAACGUAUCCGAGUCACUGUUAUGUAGCAAGCACCAACGGGCAAUCAAUAUGAUACUCUUGCGCAAUUUUUUUUUU
This is a messenger RNA of Serpula lacrymans var. lacrymans S7.9, 1347 nucleotides long. RefSeq lists its product as uncharacterized. The transcript has 4 exons. The record is from RefSeq and is a predicted model, not a curated record. NCBI's taxonomy places the organism in Eukaryota, Fungi, Basidiomycota, Agaricomycetes, Boletales, Serpulaceae. Bases 284 to 1198 code for a protein of 304 amino acids.